Molecule: messenger RNA, 3132 nt
Organism: Lachancea fermentati
Lineage: Eukaryota; Fungi; Ascomycota; Saccharomycetes; Saccharomycetales; Saccharomycetaceae
Source: the annotation of a GenBank genome assembly
AUGGACGCAGGACUCUCUGCCAUGAACAAGAACGGCACGUCGCGCGCGCAGCUGCGAAACCAGCUGCUCAACAGCGACAUCGGUUCCAUCGAUGUGGCCCAAGAACCCCCCAUGAAUGCGCGCGCCAGGGCGGCGCCUGCGGCGCCGCCCGCAGCCCAGUACCAGCACCAGGUGGGCUACCAGCAGCAGCCGUAUUACAACGGGCCCCAGCCUCCCGUGGCGUACCAGCAGCCGUACGAGGCGCCCUACGGCGGAGCUGGCGUGGGCGCGACGCCGCGUCGUUUGUCUGCGUCUGCUCCCGUGCCAGCGCAGUCCUCCAGCUCCAAGAUGUCGCUACAAUCCGGUGGGCUGUCGAACCUGUUCAAAUUGCGUCACGGCCGCGCCAAGGAAAAAGACGAUGACGACGACGAGGACACCGUGAUGGCAGAUUCGGACACCUCGAUGGUCACUUUCAAUGACAUAUCGUCGCUUCGCAACAACGGUGGCCACAAGUACGGCUUUGGUGGCGCGCUCGACGACACUACACCCAUCAUCCCCACGAUCAUCACUCGCGAGCACGACAAUAUGAACAAUAUCGAGUACCGUAAGCACAUUUCCGCGCAAAAAAAAAUGGCAAUGUCCGCGGCGGCCAAGCAGGGCAAGCAGCAACGCCCGUCGGGCGCGUUCCCGCCCGGUGGACCUCGCACCAUGUCGUUGCAAAGUUCGUACAACCCGUACCAGCAUCCUGGUCCGCAUCCAGCGGGGCCAGGCGCAAUCCCACCUUAUGCUAGAGCCAAUUCCAUGAUGUCGGGACCUCCUCAGCGUUUUCGCCAGUAUCCACCAGACGGGGCGCCCCCACCAGGCCAAGGUCCGUUUGCACCACAGUCUGCACCUGGCGGGCCACGCGCCAUGUCAUUGACGUCUAGUCGCAGACCUGGGGUACCGCCUUUGGGUGUGCCUCAGGCCGGCGGUCCCGGCUUCGCACCGGGUCCACAACAGCCUUACUAUGGUAACGGCCCACGCGCCAUGUCUCUGCAAGGUCCUAGGCCCCAGAUGUACGCUAACAACGCGUAUGGCCGCGAAAACACUUCCCGCGAAGUGGUACCCAGACAAGGACCCCAAGGGCCCCAGAGAUAUCCGGUAGGCCCCGCGUCACAGGGACCUCCGGGACCCCAGGGACCUCAAACGUAUCCAGGACAAACGUAUCCAGGACAAGCACCAGGACAAGCACCAGGGCAACAUCCAGGACAAGCACCAGCACCAGGACAAGCACCAGCACCAGGACAAGCACCAGCACCAGGACAAGCACCAGCACCAGGACAACACCCUGGACAAGCACAUCCAGGGGUUCAACAGCCACAGGGACCCCAGGGACCCUCUGGCUCCCAAGCCUCCCCCUUUCCAAGAGGCCAUACAACCACUCCUCCUUCUUCUUCGUCUUUAACUAGCUCCAAUAGCCGUUCCUCCGAUUACGUGUCGAGUGAAACUCCCGAGAGUCAACUAGGUGAUGAACCCGCCAAGCAGGCCACAGCUGCUCCCGAAAACGAGCACACUGCCCACAGAGAAUCCCCGCUAAAACACGAGAUCGCCAAGACGGGUAAAUUGAACAUUUUAAAACUUUCAGAUCCUCAGCAGCAAGAACUGCGCGAGCGGGAGCAUAUAGUCGAACAAGAACAGCACAAUCGCGUUUCAAAUGAAGAAUUGCACCGCAGAAACUUGAGCGAGAUUUCGGCAGAACCCGACCUUGACCUCAGACCAUCUAGUAUGCUAGAGUCUGGAUUGGGUUCUCUCACGCUCGAUGACUCGCCGAAGAUAGCACGCAAUGUUGCUGGUGCCCAGCAGGACGACCACACUGGUGAUCUUAAAAAUGCCAAGCAUCAAUCUAUCACAACGCUUCGCUCUUCUUACAGCCUGGACUCACCUAUUAAGAAAAGAACUACAAAGGGUGGUCUUUAUAAACUGGAAAACGAUACAGAUGCCAACGGAUAUGUAACUGCAUCUCAAUUUCUCGAUGUCAACAACGAGAAUGUUACCAGUGCAUCUAAUCAAUCCGAGAUUACCAUCAAAAAAACCGACACAAGUCAUUCUUACGCAAAAUCUGACACGACUCUCCCUUCUGCCGAGGUUGAACAAGUUAAUUCCAAAGCUAAAGGUUUCGGUAAAGCGAGGAGCUUUUUGAAAAGGAUCUCCUCGAGACAGUCAAAAUCAGAGAAGGAGGGUCCUCAUAGCAGAAGCUCAAGUAUCGCCAGCAUCAACAAAAGGCAUUCAAGUGUGGAUAGCAUACCCAGCUUAAAACAUAAUGAAAUUGAACCUGGAACAUUGUGGAAUCAAAAGAGUGACAAAAGGAAAUCGUUUCAUUCACUUUUCUCAAACUCAUCCACAAAUAUUCUACAACCAGAGACCCACGCUAAUCCUAAAGCGUUGGCGGAUAUACAAGAAGGAGGUGUUUCAGAGAAAUCCCCACCUUUGGAUCAAAGCCUUGCUGCAGACUCUAGCAAGUUGUACCACAAUGACAUAUCUGACGGUCAUUUCGAUGUUAGAGAAAGCCGGCCCGGUAGUUCAAACGUUGGUCCAAUAGUGGAAUUACCACCCAGUAGUUCGAUAACCAACUCUGAUGAUGAUUUUGUCUUUGACAAUUCUGUUGGAAGACCAUAUAAACCUCUUUUUGCUUCAAUGGACGACCUAGAGCCAGCUGUUGAUUUGCAAGAUCGUAAGAAGUUUAAGACAAUAUGCAUAUCGGGAGAACAGUUAAGUGCACUUAACGAGCGAAACUCUUUGAUGGACGAAUUAGAGCUUAUUUCAAAAGAAUUGGCGGAGUCCAUAGCUAGAGAGGCGAAUUUGGAACAGCAAUUGCUCGCUCGUGAACCAGACGCUGAUCCAUACAAAAACCUUUCUCUAUCAGAUUUUGAAAUUGAGCUGCGCAAGAAAUCAUCCAAAAUAGUAGAGCUAAUACAGGAGCUGAACGACGAAAGGCUGAAAAGAUACAUCGCUGAAGAACAAAUUCUGUUGCGGGAACAUGGAGUCAAACCGAACCCAUUAGAUUUGGUUUACAAAAUCCAGACGCUAAACAAGGAGAUCACCAAAAGGGAUAAUGAGAUUUCCUUACUUAAAGAGAGCCUUGACCCCCAAAAUCUAAAUUCUGCAUUUAAAUAG